AUGGCGAUGUCGUCGGCGCUGUCGACGUCUGCCCUGAGCUCCCUGGAGGCGAUGCUCCACUCGCUAAUGCGAGGAUCAGGAGGAGGAGGAGGCGACGACGACACUCUCGCCUCCCCGCCGCUGUCGCCGCUGCCCGCGCGGCCGACCCCGCGAGGCCGGCAUCCUUUGCGGCGAAGGGUCACGGCCGCAUGGCCGUGGACGCCGCCACCGCCGCCUGAAGACGCGAGGACGGAUGUUUCGCUCUUGGUGGAGCUGGAGAGGAAGGCGGUGGAGGCGGAGGCGCAGCUGCGGCAGAAGGAGGAGGAGAACGCCGUGCUGAAGCGGCGGAUCGAGGGCUACCACAUCAGGUGGCUGGAGUAUGAGAUCAAGAUCAAGUCCUUGGAGGAAGCCUUCCAUGAACAAAUGGCUGCUUUGCAGAUGGCCCAAGAUGCUGCCGCAAGGGCUGGUGAGAUGGCGUAUGAUCGCCAUGAAUCCUCCGAGUCCCACAUGAAGAUGUCCGAGGAACCGUCGGUGAGGCUGCGGCACGAUCGGGACCGUGUGGUUGUAGGCGCCAGGCGAUGCAGCACGGUGAGCCGCCUCGGCGUGGAGUUCCGGCGCCAGAGCCGGGCGCUGGAGCACGACGCGGCAGCGCUCGCCGUUGUCGAGCCGCCGAGGCCGUGGCAGCCGGGCGCCCCGAGCGCCAACGCCGUGGACGACCUUAGGAAGCUCAAGGCACAGUUCCGCGCGUGGAAGAAGGAUUACAAGGCCCGGCUGCGCAGGACCAAGGCUGAGCUCGACAGGGACAGACGCCGUAGAGGCAGCUGCUGGAUUUGA
Molecule: messenger RNA, 813 nt
Organism: Phragmites australis (common reed)
Lineage: Eukaryota; Viridiplantae; Streptophyta; Magnoliopsida; Poales; Poaceae
Product: myosin-3-like
Exons: 3
Coding region: 1-813 (270 amino acids)
Source: RefSeq, a predicted model, not a curated record